Vespa velutina is the source of this 1302-nucleotide messenger RNA. RefSeq names its product lipid storage droplets surface-binding protein 2-like. The record is from RefSeq and is a predicted model, not a curated record. The transcript has 4 exons. Gene Ontology annotation, biological process: lipid storage; positive regulation of triglyceride storage. Gene Ontology annotation, cellular component: lipid droplet; cytosol. Bases 186 to 998 code for a protein of 270 amino acids. Lineage: Eukaryota; Metazoa; Arthropoda; Insecta; Hymenoptera; Vespidae.
UGGUAUUUCCUCUUCCUCACUGACCAACGAAAAGAUAUUAUAUAGGAGAUAGACAUUCACAUAAGCCGGCAAUAACAACGUUCAGUAUCUCUUAAUACGAAGUAGAACGUAAUUGGUGUUAGUUCGGCAACUUAAAGUCAUUUUAAAUCGUGUUUUAUUCAGCUUGAAAAGAGAAUAAAUCAAGAAUGGCGGAAAUUAAACAAGAAAAUAAUGUUGGUCCACAAUUGGAGGUAUUAAAUCGUGUAAAAAAUAUUCCCGUUAUUCAUACGGCUAUGGAGAAGACAGGAUCGACAUAUUCUUAUCUAAAAGAUUCUCAUCAUUUAAUAAACUGGGCACUGAAUUACGCCGAAGUUGGACUUAAUUAUGCUACUGCAACCGCGGUACCAAUCGCAGCGCCAUUAGCGAAGAAAUUUGAAGGACAAAUAAAUGCCGUUGAUCAGAAACUCUGCGAAGGACUCGACAUCGUUGAAAAGAAAGUUCCGAUUGUUAAGAAACCACCGCAACAGAUUUAUGAUGCCGCUAAAGCUGUAAUGUGCAGUUCCCUUCAUCCCACGAUAGAGAAGCUUCAUUCCGCAAAGGCUUCAGCAACUCAACAUGCUUCAGCGCUCAAAGAAAUAAGCAUAGCAAAAACGAACGAAUUAUUGAAUACUCAGUAUGGUAGUAUAGCUGUUCAAGGUGUAGAUAAUACCAGUGUUCUUAUCAAUCGUUUAUUAGACCAUUAUUUCCCUGCUGUCGAUGGAGAAGAGACUGUGCCAAAUCCAAUCUCUGCUGAUGAGAAUAAGGUCUUGCACACUGUACAAACGAUUGGACAAUUGUCUACAAAAACUGCCCAUCGCGUUUAUCAUUCGGUCGUAGCACAAUUGAAAACUAUCAAAAAAGAAGACGUGACAGAAUAUAUGUCUAACAUUGUGUCGAUUCUUCAUUUGGCACAAUUUUUAGCAUCGAAACAGGAACAAACGGAACAAAAGACAAACUCACCUAAGGAAGAAAAAAAAUAAAAGAUAAUUAUAUAAAUUUUGUUAUAUAAAAUAUCUUUUAGAAAAGAAGAUAUUUUUUAGUCUCAUCAUUUACUUACACAUAUAAUUCUGUUCGAUGCAUAAUAUUUAAUUAUGUAUAGAUAUGCACAAUCAAUUAAUUGUUCUAUACUACAAUCAAAGAUAUACGAAUGCCUUUGUGUAUCUUCAAAAUUAUCACAACGUUUCUCAUAAUAUUUAUAUUUACAUAGUAUUUUUCUAAUGUUCGAUUAAUGCCUGACGUACAAUGAAAAAAUCGAAACUCCUAAAUAUAAAAUAUAUAAAAAUU